This is a messenger RNA of Beauveria bassiana ARSEF 2860, 2907 nucleotides long. RefSeq names its product DUF1620 domain-containing protein. The record is from RefSeq and is a predicted model, not a curated record. NCBI's taxonomy places the organism in Eukaryota, Fungi, Ascomycota, Sordariomycetes, Hypocreales, Cordycipitaceae. The coding region runs from base 1 to 2907 and encodes 968 amino acids. Gene Ontology annotation, biological process: protein folding in endoplasmic reticulum. The transcript has 2 exons. Gene Ontology annotation, molecular function: protein binding. Gene Ontology annotation, cellular component: EMC complex.
AUGCGGCGCCAACUCCAAUCAGCGCUGCUAUUAGGCCUCUCGGCGCUAGCGGCAGCCAUCUUCCAAGAUGAAGUCGGUCACAUUGACUUCCAUCACUCCCUAGUCGGCGUUCCACAGCGCGAAGCGACCUUCUACCACCGACCGAAGCUCGGCACCAAGGCCAGCCUUCUCUACACACUGAGCGAUCUGGGCGUCGUGGGCGCCAUCAAUCCGGCCAGCGGAGAGACGGUAUGGCGCCAUCAGCUCUCCGACGACGUCUCCAGCAGCGCCGGACACCUUCGAGCUCCUGCUGAUGAGGAGUGGGUAGCUACCGCCCAGGGUCCCCGCGUCCAAGCGUGGAACGGCCUCACCGGCCGCAACGUGUGGGAGGCUGAAUUCAAGGGAGAGGCGAGGGAUGUCGAGGUCAUUGAAGUGACGGAAACAUCAAGGAAGGAUGUUGUUGUCCUCUUCGACGAAGAUGGCACUACAGUCCUGCGACGUCUCCACGGCGGCCUGGGCACCGUCAUGUGGGAGUUUCGCGAAACGACCAAGGACAUCCCACUCCAAGUUUCCACCGAUAUCGCGAGCAUAUACAUUGUCAGUCUGCACGGGUCUCCCUCCUCCUACAGCGUCAAGACCACCGAAGUGGACCCCAGCAAUGGAAAGCGCGUGGAUCAAUGGACUGUCGGCAGCAAGGGUGAUGUUGCGACGGCUGAGGACGUCAUGUUUGUGGGUGGCAACUCUGCUGCACCGAUUAUUGCGUGGAGGAGAAACGAUAAGCUCAGCAUCCAGAUCCUCGGCACCAAGACUAAGCAUGAUAUUGUGCUGGCGUCCGACGUCGAGUUUGUCGAUAUCCAGGCGCCUUAUCUCAAGGAGUCACAAGCUCGCUUUCUAGUACAUACCGCCUCCAAGUCCGGAAACCGCGCCGAGGUCUUUAGCAUUGAUAUCAAGAAUGCUCAGAUCAAAAAGACACACGAGCUGCCCCAUCUCCAAGGUCGCGGCUCCUUCUCCACAAGCUGCGAAGGGGCCAACGUCUACUUUACGAGAAUUACCGAUGACGAAAUUCAAGUGCUCUCAUCUGAAUCACACGAGGGCGUUGCGCGAUGGAAAACCAAGCUCGACGGUGCUGUAAAGCCCAUUCACUCCGUAUCCGAAGUCAUCUACAAGUCGGAUAACGAUUAUGCCGUGCGCACUGCCAUUCUCACCGAGGACCACGACUGGAUCCAGAUCCGCAACGGCGAAAAGGAUUGGGUUCGUCAUGAAGGGCUGAGUGGUAGCGUCGCUGCAGUCUGGGCCGAGAUUCCUGAGCAGGAAAACCUCGCCAGGGUUCUCGCCGGAGAGGUGGAUACCAACCCCCUCCGCGCCUAUGUCCACCGUGUUUUGCGCCACAUUGACGACCUCCAAUAUCUUCCGGGCUACCUGGCCUCUAUCCCUGGCAAAAUCCUUGCUAGUAUUGCCGGCGAUGAGCCCGCGUCCAACACUGGCGGUCUUUACUCGGACAUGUUUGGCUUCAACAAGAUUGUCGUACUGGUCACUCGUCGUGGCCGCUUCUACGGCCUGGAUACGGGCAACAAGGGCGCCGUCCUUUGGACUCGCAAUGUUUUGCCACAAGCCGCUGGCGAAUCACUUUCUGUCAAAGGCUUCGCUGUGACUGAGGACAGUGGCGUCGUUGCUUUGCGUGGAUCGCGUGGCGAAUCCGUUCUGAUUAGAGCCACUGAUGGCCACGUUGACGAGGCCAAGGCGGCUUACUCUACCACGCCAGUCAUCUCCAGCACCGCUGUUGUCGACGGCGAGGUAUCUGCUUGGCUCCUUGCGUUUGGUCCUGACGGCAGUCCCAUUGACGAGACUCUGGGUGGCCAGCUCGCUGACCAGACAUUUGUUGUCCGCGGCGAGGGCGAAUCCGUCAAGGGAAUUAAAAUCGUGGCGGAUGGAAAGAAGAUCAAGAAGCAGGAUAUCUGGGAGAUCAAGGCUGCUGAUAACCAACGAAUUGUGGACAUUGCCACACUACCCGCUCACGACCCCAUUGCGUCCAUCGGUCGCGUUCUUGGUGACAGACAGGUUCAGUACAAAUACCUGAACCCCAACACCGCCGUCAUCGCCUCCAUCAACGACAAGACAUCUGUCAUGUCCAUCAAGCUCAUUGACACCAUCUCGGGCCAGGUUCUCACCGCCGAGACCUACGAAGGCGUCGAUGCCGGCAAAUCUGUCUCAUGCACCAUGUCAGAGAACUGGUUCGCCUGUUCCUUCUUUGGGCAGUACGCGCUCAAUGACGAUUCGGAUCGCUCUAUCCAGGGCUACCAAAUCGUCGUGUCCGAUUUGUACGAGUCGGCGACGCCCAACGACCGCGGCCCGCUCGGUGACAACGCCCAGUUCUCCUCUCUCAAGCCAAUUGAGAACCCACUCGGCGUCGCGCUGCCCUUUGUCGCCUCUCAGAGCUGGGUCGUCUCUCAGCCCCUCACCAAGCUCACCGUCACGCAGACGCGCCAGGGCAUUGCCAACCGCAACAUUGUUGCCUAUCUGCCGGAGUCACACGCCGUCGUCGCCCUGCCGCGCGUGCUCCUCGACCCCCGGCGCCCCAUUGGCCGCGAUCCCACGGCCAACGAGAUUGAGGCCGAGGGUCUGCCUAGGUACAUGCCCGCCAUUGAAAUUGAUACGCGCAGCAUUCUCUCUCAUGAUUGGGACAUUCUUGGCGUGGAGGGCUUCACUACGUCCCCCGCCGUGGUGGAAAGCACGAGUCUGCUCGUGGCGUAUGGCAUCGACGUCUAUGGCACGCGUGUUGUGCCUAGCGGUCUCUUUGACCUCCUUGGCAAGGGCUUCAACAAGCUGGCCCUCAUCUCAACCGUUUUGGCGCUCACUGGCGGCGUCUUAUUCGUGGCCCCCAUGGUCCGCCGCAACCAGAUCAACCGUAGAUGGGAGGCAUUCAUCUAA